UUGCAUUGAGUCAAUAAGGUUAGGCGUGUAAAUCAAAAGACAGCACAUGCUGUGUGCUGAGAAAAUUAAGUUGAAUUGCGUAUAUAUUGUAUUAAAAACAUAGAUAUAUAUACACACCCUUUCAGUUCAUCAAACUCCAACUCUGUUAUCUGAUCCACAACUAUGGCUGAAAAGGUGACAUUUAUGAAACUGAAGGUUGAUCUUGAGUGUGAAAAAUGCUACAAAAAGGUUAAGAAACUUCUCGGCAAAUAUCCUCAAAUUCGAGACCAAAAGUACGAUGAAAAAGGAAACAUGGUGGCAAUCAUGGUGGUGUGUUGUAGUCCUGAGAAGAUAAGGGACAAGCUUUGUUACAAAGGUGGAGGUUCUAUCAAAAGCAUUGAAAUAGUGGAUCCGCCAAAGCCCAAGCCCGCUGAGCCCGAGAAGAAAAAGGAGCCCGAAAAGCCCAAAGCGGCUGAGCCCGAGAAGAAAAAGGACGGCGAUAAGCCCAAGCCCGCUAAAGAGGCGGAGAAGCCCAAAACUGCAGAGCCCGAGAAAAAGAAAGAUUCGGACAAACCUAAGGAUGCGGAGAAGCCCAAGCCAAAGCCUGAAGGUGAGAAGCCCAAAGAGAAGCCUGAAGGCGAGAAGCCCAAAGAUAAGCCCGCCACGGCGGCAUCUAUGCAGAUGAUCCCACAAAUGCCACCGCCAAUGGCAGUUCCGGUUGGGAUGUGCUAUGUCCCAUCAUGCUACGAGGGUAGGCCUGUAGUACCAUACGGCAGCGCGUACCCUCAGCAGUAUGGUGGACCCGUGCAAUAUUAUGACGGAUACUAUGCAAGGCCCGUUUAUGAUAGCUAUGGCGGAAGUGGGCCGUGUUAUGUGGGCCGUUGUGAUCAGUACCUCAGCGAAGAAAACGCAACAGGAUGCACAAUCAUGUGAUUCUUCUUCACGUCAUCAUGUUCAUGAAAUUGUUAAUUUCUUUUUUUUUAAUUACUAAAAUUAUUAAAAUGCAUGUUUCAUAUAUAGAGAGAGACAGAGAGAGAAAAUGGAAGGUUCAUUGGUGGCAUAAAAUGGCAAUAAUGUAUACUAUUAUCACGUUUCGUUCAACUUUUGAUAUAAUAAAGUUGCAAUCUUAUUUGUACA
Lathyrus oleraceus (garden pea) is the source of this 1116-nucleotide messenger RNA. RefSeq names its product protein PYRICULARIA ORYZAE RESISTANCE 21. The record is from RefSeq and is a predicted model, not a curated record. The transcript is spliced from 4 exons. NCBI's taxonomy places the organism in Eukaryota, Viridiplantae, Streptophyta, Magnoliopsida, Fabales, Fabaceae. Gene Ontology annotation, molecular function: metal ion binding. Bases 163 to 912 code for a protein of 249 amino acids.